GGCCUGGCGAGGGCGACGGAGGAGGAGGCGGAGGAGGCAAGAUGGCGGCGCCCGGGGACGGUGAGGGGGCGCGGGAGGGAGGGGGGGAGGGAGGGAGGGGGGCCUCAAGCCAAGGCGCUAGUCCUCGGGGGGGGGGGGGGGAGACAGGCUCCGUGGCAGCCGGGGAAGGAGAGGGGCAGAGGCGCCCGGGAGAGGCUGCUUCUGUUUCUCCUUCUUCUCCUCUGCUGCUGCUUCUGCAUCUUCCUCCUCCUCCUCCUCCUUCCUCUUCUCCUUCUGCUGCUGCAUCUUCCUCUUCUUCUGCAUUUUGCUUCUGCUUCUGCUUCUUUUCUGCUUCCUCUGCUUCUUCUUCUUCUUCUUCCUCCUUCUCCUCCUCCUCCUUCUGUUGCUUCUUCUGCAUUUUCCUUCUUCUUACAGUGGUACCUCGAGUUACAGACACUCAGGUUACAGACUCCGCCAGCCCAGAAAUAUUACCUCAGGUUAAGAACUUUGCUUCAGGAUGAGAACAGAAAUCGCUGCGGCAGCUGCAGCAGCAGGAGGCCCCAUUAGCUAAAGUGGUGCUUCAGGUUAAGAACAGUUUCAGGUUAAGAACGGACCUCCAGAAUGAAUGAAGUUCUUAACCAGAGGCACCACUGUAUUCUGCUUCUCCUUCUUUCUCCUCCUCCUCCUCCUGCUUCUUCUCUGCUUCUUCUUUCUUCUUCUGCUUCUUCUUUCUUCUUCUGCUUCUUUUUCUUUUUCUUCUUCUUCAUCUGCUUCUCCUCCUCCUACUUCUGCUACUUCUUUUCUCUUCUGCUUCUUCCUUCUUCUUCUUCUUCUUUUUCUUUUUCUUCUUCUUCCUCUGCUUCUCCUCCUCCUACUUCUGCUACUUCUUUUCUCUUCUGCUUCUUCCUUCUUCUUCUGCUUCUUUUUCUUUUUCUUCUUCUUCAUCUGCUUCUCCUCCUCCUACUUCUGCUACUUCUUUUCUCUUCUGCUUCUUCCUUCUUCUUCUGCUUCUUUUUCUUUUUCUUCUUCCUCUGCUUCUCCUCCUACUACUUCUGCUACUUCUUUUCUCUUCUGCUUCUUCCUUCUUCUUCUGCUUCUUUUUCUUUUUCUUCUUCUUCCUCUGCUUCUCCUCCUCCUACUUCUGCUACUUCUUUUCUCUUCUGCUUCUUCCUUCUUCUUCUGCUUCUUUUUCUUUUUCUUUUUCUUUUUCUUCCUCUCCUUCUCCUCCUCCUACUUCUGCUACUUCUUCCUCUGCUUCUUCUUCUUCCUUCUUCUUCUUCUUCUUCUUCUUCUUCUUCUUCUUCUUCUUUUUCUUCUUCUUCCUCUGCUUCUCCUCCUCCUGCUUCUGCUACUUCUUUUCUCUUCUGCUCGCUGCUGUGGAUGCCCACCUUGAGAAAUCAACUCCAAGAGGAAAGGGCAGCAGCUUAAAAACACCCCCCCCGGUCCCCCCCUUGCUUUUAAUGCCUCUGUGGCAGCAGCACUGGCCUGGUUGGUGGGCCGUACAUCCGAAGUUGCUUUGGCUUGUCCUGGGCAAGAUGAAGCCACAGACCAAUGCAGAGAGUAGUAAAGAUGAGGUUCUAAGUCGGAGCCUAGGAAGCUGGUCUUCUGGGGGCCUUUAUCCCCACCCAGCCCUCCCUGGGGUCAAAGCCGGGGCCUCCUGCGCACACGCUCUUCCCACUGGGCUGCAGCGAAGCCCCUUGUGCACAUUGCCCUCGUGUCGUGGCAGAAGGCACUUGGCUGCCGUUUGUGGCGCAGGAGGAUGUGUGGCGGCUCUUGGUAGAGAUGCGCCCAGGCAGUCAAAUCCUGUUUGGUGCUGCUUCAUAGAAUACAGUCGUGUGAUGCCACUGUUUUGUUCAGUUUCUGUGCAGGAGGGUACGCUCUCUUCUGUAUAGCUCCCAAACUUUCAUAUAUGUAAAAUAAAAAAACACUUAGCCUUGCAAAUAAACAGAUAAAUAGCCUAACUGAAGGGACUGCCUAAGCAGCUUUGUAUUUCAGCAGAAGAAAUAGAUGAGGCCCUGGUGACAUUUUCUCCACCUUCCCGUUGCACCUCAGUGCCUCUGAUGUCAUUGGGAGAACAAGUUGACCUAACUGGGCCUUCUCCUGGCUCUGUGUGGUUUUUUUGUUAACCAGAUGCAGCUGCUUUGUGUAAACCAAAACUCUUUGUAAGCCAAGUUUGUAGAACACACUGAAAAAUACAGAUGUGAAUCUUGACUCUAAAAAUACAUUUUUUAAAAAAACAAUGGGAAACACAAUGGACUCCAUUUAAAAAAAUCCCACACAAUGUGCCUUUUCCAUUGCUACUGGUACAGCACCUUCACUCUCUUCGGUGGGUUAAAAAUGUUGAAUUUGUCACCUUCUGGAUCUCAUAAGAAGAUCCCUUUACACACCGAAACAGAACCACCAAUCUGGAGAACUGACUUGGCUUCACCCUUUUCUUUCACUCUAGGCCCUUCGGUCUGAGACAAACCUUGGCCACUCUUGACCCCGGUGUAAGAGCAGCAGAAACUUGAACUCUUGCCCUGGCAGGAAUCCCUGGGAAAAGCUCUCCAAGGCAGACGUUCAGGAAGAGAGUGCACGAUGGCCCUGGAAACUGUGAAGGAGCUCUUGAGCUUUGACUGCGGCUUGCUGGUGGCUUACCAGGUGUACAAAAGCUCCCAGCUGGAGUCCAUCAGCUUUCAGACCAGCCAAAUGAGGGAUGUCUUCUUACAGCACCCUGAGGUUGUGCUCAUUCAUCGAACCCACAACCCGUGGGGCAAGGCCCUCUACACCUUCAUGGUGGACCAGCCUUUCAUGCAGCUGGAAGGGGAGGUGACCAAGGUGAUCCACUUCGCAGUCCCCACCAGGGAGUCGGCGGAAGGCCUGGCUCAAAUGUACCGCACCUUCAAGGCCUUCAACCCCGAAUGGAAGCAGAUCAAGACCUUCCUGGUUGACCCGCGCUUCCGGUGGCUGCCGGCGCUGUCGGAAGCGUUCCCCUCUGUGGACGUCCAGCUGUCUGUCUUCCACAUAUGCAAACACUUGCAGCACAAGAUCCAGCAGGUCUCCCUGGAAGCCCACACGGAAAGGCUGGUUCUGAGCGCCUUGAGGAAUGCCAUGUGUGCCCCCAGCGAGAGCAACUUGAGGAAGCUGUACACCAUCCUGUGUGGCUUUGUGAAGCCAAACCGCUUGCCCCAGCUCCACAAAGAGUGGCUGCUCAACGAGAAGAUCUGGGCCUUUCACCGCUGGCGGACCUGGGGCCAGUGCAGCCAGUAUUUCAAAGAUCUGGAGAUGCUCACACACACCUUAAGCCAGAUCUUCUGCAUAGGUCCAUCCCUGGAGACCUGCAUCACCAAAAUAGCAAAGACUUACCAGAAGGUUGCCCAGAAGAGCUCCGUGGAGUCUGUGCCAGGCCCAGGCCCUUUGCUCGGGGAGAACGGCUCCUCCAUCCAGAACCUGCUGGUUCUUCGCUCCUCUGCUGCAAACUCUCAGAGGUUUCUGCUUCCAAGGAAUUCUGCGCCGACCGCCGUGCCGACUCCCCUGAAGCCAGCGGCAGGGGUUGCAGCUGAAGAGUCGGCUCGCGAGGAGGAGGCAGAGGUGACUUCCAGAGAGGCUGAGGAGCGGAUCAAGCAGUCCUUGAACGACAUCUGCACAGAGCCGGCGGCCAGGCUGUGCUUGAACGAGUUUGCGGUUGUCCAGAGCUCUGCGCAGUUGAUGGGAAACAACGGAGAGGUUGCCAGCAUACAGAUCCUGGAAGACGCCCAGGCCGUGCGCCACAAGGGCCUCAACAGCUGCGCCUGCCACUUCAGCCAGACCUUCCAGCUGCCCUGCCGGCACGUCCUGGCUGUGCUGAACUCCGAAGGGAAGGAUUUCGAGCCUGGCAAGAUCCCAGCGCGGUGGCGCAAGGAAACAGCACAUCCCAAGAGGGACAGAGCAGCACCGACGGGCUGCUGGAGGUCCUGAGUUGCUCGUGGGACAAGUUGUUGGACAAGUACCUGGCUGUGUCGUUUCUCACUGCGGAGAUCAGCCGGCUUCUGAGCCAGUGCAGUCACGAGGAGUUUGAUCGCAGGUACAGCACCCUCCGCGAGCUGGCCGACAGCUGGAUUGGGCCUUACGUGCAGGUGAAGUUGUAAUUGAGCUCAGGGCGCUCGGGAGCAGACCCUUGGGCUCCGAGUGCCUGUGGGGCUCCUCCUUUGUGGGGGGAGCUUUGAUGAGCAGCCCAAGACUGUGCACACAACUGCAAACCUGUGCUCUUGUCUGAGACUUUGCUGGCAACUCAGAGGUGCCUGACAUGACCUACAGUCCCGUGAAGUCCACCCCCUCGUCUUUCUGCAUUACUAUUCCUCUAAGUCAGUUGGUUUUAACCCCACCAGCAUGUCUGGUUCUCCAUGUCAAAGGGGACCAGGUGUGUCCCCCAAGUCCUUUUUUCCUCCCUCCCUCCCCUGAUUAUUGAAACAGGGCCCCCUGCACCCAGCGAGAGCAGGACUUCUCUUUCGUAAAUGUCGUCAAUAAACAAGUCUUUCCUGUU
Molecule: messenger RNA, 4480 nt
Organism: Podarcis lilfordi (Lilford's wall lizard)
Lineage: Eukaryota; Metazoa; Chordata; Lepidosauria; Squamata; Lacertidae
Source: the annotation of a GenBank genome assembly